AUGUCUUUGAACGAUGUGGUGAUCAGUGGUAUGUCCGGUCGGUUCCCACUGUCGGACACCACCGACGAGUUGGCAAAGAAUCUGUUCGAUGGCACGGAUAUGAUCACCGGUGAUGACACGCGUUGGCCAAUAGACUUGUACGACAUAUGUCCGCGAAUGGGAAAGAUUAUGGACUGCAAUCGGUUUGAUUCAUCAUUUUUCGGACUAAUGGAGCAAAUGGUGGAUGAGAUCGACCCCCAGGCCCGCAUGCUUCUGGAGAUCACGUAUGAGGCUAUAGCCGAUGCAGGUAUAAAUCCGCAGGAGUUGCGGGGCAGUCAGACGGGUGUGUACGUAGGCGUCUCCAUAUACGCCAUGACCGAUGGCUACCCGGAGGACAUACAGCCGGACUUGCGGUCGAGUCUGCAGAGCGUUAUGUUGCAGACGACGGCAAACACGAAGACUUUCUACGCCAGUCGUAUAUCCUAUGUCUACGACUUCAAGGGGCCGUCGAUGAUAGUGGACACCGCCUGCUCGGCCAGUCUGUCCGCCAUGACUCUGGCCAUGAAUGAUAUGCGACUCGGUCAUAUCGACAACGCCGUCGUGUGCGGCACUCACAUGCUAUUCGAGCCAUUCAUAUACCAGUUUCAACAGGAGUUGAAUAUAUGUUCGCCGAGAGGUGUGGCCGCUGUGUUGGACAAGGAGGCGGACGGCUUCGUGAAGGGGGAGUCGGUGUGCUGUGUGUUCCUACAGCGCCGUCACAACGCCCGACGCAUAUACGCGACCGUACUGUCCAGUCGUAUGAAUAUCGACGGCAAUAAGACGGUCGGCAUGUAUUUCCCAUCGGCUGAGGCACAGGAGGAGCUCAUGGUUAAGUCGUAUAGCGAGAUCAAUGUUGAUCCACUGGCGCUCACCUACUUUGAAGCCCACUGUACCGGCACUAAGGCCGGGGAUCCUCAGGAGUUGAAGGCUAUAUACAACGCGUAUUGCAAACGGCCGGGUCGUACGGAGCCGUUGCCAUUGGGUGUACUGAAGAGCAAUAUGGGGCACUCGGAGGCCGGCUCCGGGAUUGCAUCGGUUAUCAAAGUGUUGAUUGCCUACGAAAAUGAAUGCAUUCCUCCUAACCUUAACCUCAACCAAAUUAAAGACGAGUGUGCCGUCUAUUGUCCCCCAUUAAUGCCUAUUGUCAAACCGUAUCCAUAUAAGCCAGGUAUUAACAACUUUGGUAUCGGCGGUGCAAACGCACACGUAUUGGUUGAACCCAACUAUAAGUUAGAAACCAAUGAUAGCCUAAGAAUCGCUGAAAUGAUUCCCAGAAUUGUGAACAUUUGCGGCAGAAAUGAACAUUCGGUUCAAUAU
Oppiella nova is the source of this 1335-nucleotide messenger RNA. The record is from the annotation of a GenBank genome assembly. NCBI's taxonomy places the organism in Eukaryota, Metazoa, Arthropoda, Arachnida, Sarcoptiformes, Oppiidae.